This is a messenger RNA of Nomia melanderi (Alkali bee), 2595 nucleotides long. RefSeq names its product RAD50 interactor 1 (gene Rint1). NCBI's taxonomy places the organism in Eukaryota, Metazoa, Arthropoda, Insecta, Hymenoptera, Halictidae. Gene Ontology annotation, biological process: endoplasmic reticulum to Golgi vesicle-mediated transport; regulation of ER to Golgi vesicle-mediated transport; retrograde vesicle-mediated transport, Golgi to endoplasmic reticulum. Gene Ontology annotation, cellular component: Dsl1/NZR complex. The record is from RefSeq and is a predicted model, not a curated record.
GUUGUCAAGAUGCUUGCUUGUUGUCGUUCGUUUGUGCUCUAUUAGCGUGCAUUUAUGGAUUGUUCUGUUUUAGGAGGAAAAACAUAUGACAAUAUUUGCAAGGCAGGUGCUUUUGGAAUCCAUAGAAUCCUCUUUGCUUUUCAAACCCAUUGUCUUAUGUAAAAUUACUCAAUAUAUUUACAGUGUAACGCUUCACUAUGAUUGACGUAAAGAAAAAGAUAAUACAAAAAUUCAAUGCCGAACUGGGUUCCGAUCUGAAAGGGUUCGAAAAAAUAUAUGAAUUUCAUCAAGGUCUUAAUCUACAGAAAGAUGAAAUCGAAAAAUCGUUAUCAAUGGCAUCCUCCGAAGCUCCUUCAAAAGUGAAAGUGGUGAUAGAAAGCGUUGAGAAAAUAGAUACCACGUUUCAGCAGUUAGAAGAAUCUUCUGCACAGUUUAGAAAUGAUAUACAGAAAGCACUGCAUGAAACUGAUAAAAGUAUAGACAUGCAAAGAAUUAUUAACACGAUAAGUCAUUUGGAUAAGACAUUGGCGUAUCUAAAUUUCAUAAAACACGUUGAAAGCAUUAGCGAAAAGAUUCAAAUAGCAUUAGCAGCUGGCGAUGAUGAAUCAACCGUGUCAUUGUAUACUAAUUUUACAGAUAUUAGUAGUCAAUUGCAAUUAUCUGCCUGUCAUCACCUUGUGAGUUAUGUAAGGGAAACACUUCACUUUUGGCACAACCUCAUAAAGGAUAAAUUAUCCAAAGAAUACAAUGAUGUAUUAAAAGCAUUAAAAUGGCCAUUUUGUGGGAAUAAUUCAAAUUCUUUAAACACAUCUAUGACAGACACUUUAACUAAAUUUAAAAUACUUACCGAAUAUUUAUUACAUUUACAAUUACCUUACUCCUUAAUAGACUGUCGCAGAAAAGAAUCUAUUAAACCAGUGGUCACUUCAGUGCUGUUAACAGAUUUUGCACCAGUGAGUUUGCCAAUUUCGCUACUGGUACGGCCUCUGAGACAAAGGUUUAUAUAUCACUUCACAGGUACUAAAUUAACAAACCGACAAGAUAAACCAGAAUGGUUUUUUACUCAAAUAUUAACAUGGAUUAAACAUCAUGUUCAGUGGAUACAAAAAAACGUUCAACCAGUAGCAAAUUCAAUAGGUUUCAGUCACAUAGACAUGAAGGUAGAAUUCAUGCAAAGUUUGGUACAAUUGGCUGUUGAAAAACUUCAUUCGGAAUUAUCAAUAGUGCAGUACGAUGAUGCCUUAUUCGCUCAUUUGGUGGACGAAGCUUUAGGUUUCGAAAGAGAAUUGAGAGAAACAUUAUUCUAUCCCCCAACGCAACCAGCCACCGUUUUCGUCCUUACCCAAGCCCAUGUUUUCGUAAAGUGGAUUAACAUGGAAAAGAAAUAUGCUACCGAGAAAAUGGAUGCAAUUUUAAGUUCAAGUACUGCUUGGGAAAAAUUAUCCAGUUCUGAUACCGAUGAUAUGAAAGUAACCGAAUGCGCGGAUGCUUUCCUUACGCUUCUUACAACGAUAUCCGAUAGAUACAAACACUUGCCGCAACCAGGUCAUAGAUUACAGUUUCUUGAACUGCAAUUAGAAUUGAUCGACGAUUGGAGAAUAAGGCUACUUCAGUUAUUACACGAAACCAACGAAGACCCUUUAACAUCCCUUAUGCCGUGGAUUCUCAAUACUUUACAUUACGUUGCGACCGUUUUAGAGGAAUGGGGUGUUACAGUGCAUUUCUUGCAACUGUAUUUCUUUAAAAAACAAUUUGAGGCGGUCGAAUCAGCGACAUCGGAAGGAAGUGAUAUUAACGAAACUAUGGACGAAGUGGAAGGCUCUGUGUUCGAUGAAGCAGUUGCUCUCGUCAGAAGGUUAGAAAAGGAAUUGAUAAAUGAAAUUAGCGAUGCUGUAGCCUUAGACGUUAAAGCGAGAAGCAGACCGUAUAGAACGGACAAAUGGUUCGCCAUGCAGUCCGCCAAGGAAGUUGUUUCUUUGUCAGUUACUCCGAGUGGAUACUCUAUGUUUCAAGAAUUGGCGACCCAACUUAAUCAGUUGUACAACACACUCGCGUUACCCCUAUUCAAUCAGGCUUGGAAAAACUUGGCCUUACAACUCGAUCAAUUCCUUUUAGAAGAAGUUAUUUUGGUAAAUCAUUUCAAUAGAGGCGGUGCGGAGCAAGUAGAAUAUGACAUUUUUAGGAAUUUGUUUCCAUUAUUCGGCUUAUACAUCAAUAAGCCAGAAUCGUAUUUUCCACUAAUUAAAGAAGCAUGCAUUUUACUAAACAUUCUGUUGGGUUCAGCAAUGUUAUUACUCGAAGCUUUAAACAGCAACGAUGAGUCUAUGGGAAGAGAGAUACUAGCGGAUAUCGGCGUUCAUAAAAUGUCUCCUAAACUUGCUUUAAAAGUACUCGGAACGAGAACCGAUAUCGCCUACAUAUAAAGAGAUAUUCUUUUAUGUAGCGAACAUUUAUAUAAUCGAAGUUAAUAAAAAUGUACAAUUUUUACUUGGAUUUACAUACAUACUUGUCUAAAUGAUUCGUACGUAAGAUUUAACAAAUUAAUGUAAUACCGCCAUUAUCUGCGCCUAAUAGCAGCAACCGAUUAAGGGGAAG